AUUUAAUUUAUUUUUUAAUAAAAUUGAUUCUAUACUUCUAUUUUAUUGGAAUUACCGUCGAAAUGCCGUCUCUGUGUGUCUCUUAAGCUUCAGAGACUUCAGCAUCGACACUCCGGCCAAGCUCUUCAGGACAUGCUUUGAAUUGAAUACACGAAACAAUGUGGAGUGUAAAAUGCUGUUUAAAUCCUAGUUUCAUAAUCAUAGUUGUUGCAGCUGUUCUUUCACAAGCACUUACCGUUACAUCAGUUGUUGUCCCUAAAUCCCCUUGCUACGCGUUUGAUAAUUCUAGCCAUCUUCUUGAUUUCAGUGAUUGGAUCGGUAGUCCUUUUGUGUACGAGGGGAAGGAUACUGACGUGGUUGUCCGCUUUUGCAAAGAUGUGGAGAGUAGAUCACAAGCGGGAUAUGUAGAUUUUGGUCGAUAUGAUAAGUUUAACUACUUUGUUGCUGGUUCAGGGCAUGUUGACCUUGUUCAAGAGUUUUACAAUGGCGACCUGCUGAAUUGUGAGCACACCUUUGACAAAAUGGGACGCACCGCACAGGUAAAUAUUAUAUGCGGAAAGUGUUUAAAUGGGCAAUGUAAAGGCCAACAUGGAUGCAUAUGCAAUGUCUCUUAUGAAUCCACUUGCAGAGCCAUUGUUGAACUGGCCAUUCCAUGUGAGAAUCCUGGCCCACGGGUAUUCGAGGGCUUCACUGUUGGAUUUCAUCCGCGAUCAUGGGAAAUUGUUCACAAUGGUCUGACUCAGUUGGGUUUUGAAAAAUCUCACCCUGAUUUUAGUUUCAGCACUGAACAGCCUCAUGUUACCCUUUAUUUGACUGCUAUUGCAUCCCAAUCCAACCUCAUAAAAAAACCUCGUGUCAAGGUCUUUCCGGAAAACGGACUGGAGGUCAAGUUAUCAGGGACUGCUGCAACUGGGAAUCCACCUACAACUUUAUCACCAUCGACUUUGCUUUUAGAUUGGAGAUGUGUAAAGGCCCAUGAUACCCCGUAUGAAGUUAAGAUCACUAUCCCAGUGGAAGGUUAUGAAUCAAUCGAGUUUGUUCUAACGAAGAUGUGUGAGACCACACAAAAUCAGGAAGAAGAUGCCACAAGAGGGUGGGCAAUAUUCGGAAUAAUUUCAUGCAUAUUAAUGGUUUCAUCAACUCUAUUUUGCUGUGGAGGGUUUAUUUACAAGACACAAAUGGAAAGCCGGCAUGGGAUUGAUGCUCUGCCGGGCAUGACAGUUCUUUCUGCCUGUUUAGAGACUGUAAGCGGAGCAGGACAAGGCUACUCACGAGUUGAGGAAAUUAACACCGGCUUUACCAAUGAAGUCUCGUGGGAGCGCCCAUCCAGUGGUACUCAAGGAACAUGGACACCGUCACCGAACGAAAGCAAAUAUGGUUCGAUGUAAACUUUGCAGUCCUUCCCCUAAGAAAAAAGCUAAUUUUCUUCUGACGAAUCACAGGUAUCGAUAUGAGAGGUAUAAUCAAUUUUCUUUCAUCUAUUAUAUAUACUGGUUUAAAGUUUAAACAUAAUUGUAGUUAUUUCCAAUGUAGCAUUUAGAAAUUCCUCCUUACUCAUGAAAAUAUUACCAUUUUUACAGCUUUAGAAGAAAUAUUUACUUUUAAGUUGUUGAGACAGUAAA
Gossypium raimondii (Peruvian cotton) is the source of this 1622-nucleotide messenger RNA. RefSeq lists its product as uncharacterized. The coding region runs from base 159 to 1388 and encodes 409 amino acids. Lineage: Eukaryota; Viridiplantae; Streptophyta; Magnoliopsida; Malvales; Malvaceae. The record is from RefSeq and is a predicted model, not a curated record. The transcript is spliced from 18 exons.